Molecule: messenger RNA, 3336 nt
Organism: Anguilla rostrata (American eel)
Lineage: Eukaryota; Metazoa; Chordata; Actinopteri; Anguilliformes; Anguillidae
Gene: rnf208
Product: ring finger protein 208
Exons: 2
Coding region: 1848-2657 (269 amino acids)
Biological process (GO): protein ubiquitination
Molecular function (GO): ubiquitin protein ligase activity
Source: RefSeq, a predicted model, not a curated record
GGCUGGAGAUUUUCACUGGUGAUGAGAAAACGUGAUCCAGUCUGCAGUGGCACUGCAGCAAGGUACUGCAGAGAGAGAGAGAGAGAGAGAGAGAGAGAGAGAGAGAGAGAGAGAGAAGCAGAGAGAGACUGAGAGAGUGAGAGAGAGAGAGAUCGAGAGGGAGAACGAGAGAGAGAGAAGCAGAGAAAGGCAGAAAGAGAAGCAAAGAGCAAGAGAGAGAGAAGGAGAGAGAAAAAGGCGAACUGCAGAGAGGAGUAGGGGAUACAGUGCAGUGUGGAAUCCAGCUGCCAUCACUGAGGAACAGAGAGAAUAGAGAGGGGACUGCGUGAUAACAAAACAGAGAAAUUAAGAAGCCCCCCCACACCCCCUUGCAGCAGGAUGGAGGGAAGGAGAGAGAGCUGGCGGGUUUCGCGGGAGGUGUAACGGCAGAGAGGCGCGGACCGCGGCAUAAAGGGAGAGAGAGAAACGGCCGAGGGAAAGGAGGAAGAGGAGGAGGGGAGGAGCUGAAGAGGGCGCUCCAUGACGGCUGCGUUUUUGUCGGCGGGCUAUUUCUAGCGGACGGAACAGGCGCUGACGCAUCGCGACAUCUCUUCGUCUCCGUCGUUCCUUCCCUUCCUCCGUCCUUUCCUCUUUUUCUUCUCCCCUUUCUGCGAUGCGGGGAGCGCGGGAGCGGGAGAGGGACUGCGGGGCGCUGGGGUCGUCUCUCUGAAGGCGAGCGGCUUCGACGGCAUCUCUGAGCACGGCGUCCUGCACACGGCUGGGGACCCCAUCCUCACUGAGACCUGCACACGCACUGAAGACCAGACGGCUGAGCUCAGUCACUGGCGAGGGAGACUCUGGGUGCAGUUCUACCCCAACCACACAGAGGGCGCUCUCUGGAAAUCUAUGGCUGCGAUGGAUACGCGGCCGGCCUGGGUGUGACUCUCGUGGACAUCUUGAGACGUCAAGUGGGCAGUACCUGUCCCUCGCUGGGAAAAGGCACACAACAUUGCAUUCCCAAAUAGCUUGGGACAGUUGCAUUGCCGUUUUAGGAGCUGGUGCUCCUGUUCCUGUUGGGGUCUCUUUCCCAAAAAACCCCCCAGAUCAGCAGCUUAUCAACACAGCUGCAGGUUUGCCAGGAUAUCUGCACUGAACUCCAGCUUAACGACUAACUGGGACACAGAAGAUCACACUUCUGCUCCUGUGAGAACUUAUUCCAACUGGAUGGGACAGAAGAGAAAUCCGAAAGUGUUGUUUUCGUCUGCUGUUCCCGACAGAAGUCAAAUAUACUGUUAGACCUGUUAUUUAUCUGUGUCAAAAAAAGCCAGCAGAAAAUACCUGUUCUGGAUCUCAAGACCUCAUAAUGCAUCUGUGUGCGUGUAUGAAUACGUGAAUUAUAUAUACAGUCGGAUAUUUAAUGAUGUAAAUACUCAUUGUCCUGCUGAAGGCUUGUAGCCAUUCUUGGUUGUUUGUCUGCUGUAGUGUCAGAAUUGACUUUGAGAUAUUAAUUUCUCUUGCUGUAUGUUUCUCUGGAGACUGUGGUUCUGCGUGACCCAAACUGCACUUUGACACAGUUCCGGAGUCCGGAGCACUGAAAGGGGGUGCUUUUGGGGCAGACUCAGGAUCCUUGGGUUCUGGUCCUGUUGAAUUUGUACGUCCGUCGGUCCGUCCGCUGAGCUCCUCGCUCGGGUUGUUUCUGCUGAGGGGGUUUGGGGGUCUGAUCUGAGCAUGGACAGAGUCAUCCGCCCGCAGGUCCCCUCCAAUGGCUGAGGGGGGCAGCACUGAGAGCCCUCCUGACCGGUGCCCCACCGCACUCCCAGCAGCCCCACCCCCCAGGGCCCCCCCCAGGGCCCCCCCCAGCUGAGCGCAUGUCCUGCCUGAGGCGCCAGCCCGUGGCCAUCCCCAUGGACACCGUCAAGAUCAUCCAGUCGGAGAAGAUGGGGCGCGAGUGUCCCAGCCCCCCCGUCACCCAGCCGCGGUAUGCGCCCCCCCCGCGCGUGGCCUGGGACUGCGGGGGGACCGAGGGCGAGGUCAUCGUCAACCAGGCCUGCGGCGACCUCCCGCUGGACCUGACCCUGAGCCGCGCCAUGGCCACACCCCACCACCACGCCCACCACCGGCCCCCGGCCCCGCCCGCCACGCCCGCCCGGCACGAGCGCCCCGCCUACCUGUCCCAGCGCAAGGCCAGCGCCGGCCCCGCUGAGCUCUGCUACCACCAGUUCCACUACAAGAUGGAGGACGUCAUCGUCAACCAGUACGUGCUGCGCUCGGCCUCCCCCUCCGCCCCCGCCCCCUCCAACUCGGUGGUGCCCUACGAGCCGCUGGACUGCCCCACCUGCGGGCACACCUACAACUUCGCGGGCAAGCGGCCGCGCAUCCUGUCCUGCCUGCACUCGGUGUGCGAGGAGUGCCUGCAGAUCCUGUACGAGUCCUGCCCCAAGUACAAGUUCAUCUCCUGCCCCACCUGCCGGCGCGAGACCGUGCUCUUCACCGACUACGGCCUGGCGGCGCUCGCCAUCAACACCAGCAUCCUGAGCCGGCUGCCCGCCGACGCCGCCAGCGCCAUGCAGUGGGGGGGCGACCCCGACCGCAGCUGCUACCAGACCGUGCGCCAGUACUGCCAGUCCGCCUGCACCUGCCACGUGGGCAACCCUCUGACUUCCUGCGGCAUCAUGUGAACAAAGGGGGGUUUACCCUGGAACUGGCAACCCUGAACCCCCUCUUCCCCAUCCUCCCCCACCCCCCCCCCCGCCACAGAACAUCCGUAUAUUAUAUAUAUGUAUUUAUCAGCACUGGAAAACGCCACAGAGGCGACGGACUUAAAGCAAGACUUGAAAAGACUUGACGUGCGCAGUACUGCUGAAGAGACUGGGACGAUUACCCAAUAAAUGUAUUUUAUGUAUGAAGUGCAGUCCUCUCUCCCCAUCCCAUAUUUGUGUUUGCGCCCCUCGUGCUCUCAGAGUUGGGGGUUGGGGGGGGGGAGGGAGGGGGGUGCACUGGCACGGCCCAGGAGCCAAUCAAUGAACAAAGAAAUGAUAAUAAUAACAAUAAUGAAAACAGUAAUAAUGACCAGCCAUUCAGUUUGAACUCUGAGGACUGCUGAGCUGUCCAUCUGACUGUUUAAAUAAAGACAAACACACACACCGGCCAAUUAAAGACAGUGUUACACUCUUCAGACCCUCGAUUAAGAGCAUUUUACAAAGCAUAACAACCGUAGAUGCAAAAAUGGAAGAGAAGGUAGAUACUUUUUCUGGAUCUGCUCCUUGUCCUGAAGUGUCAAUUGAACUUUUGCUCCUAUUUAUUUGAAUAUAUGUAGAAAUGCAAAUGACACAUAUCAAAUAUAAUAUAUUGUUCCAA